AUGUACGGGCUGCUGCUGGAGAACCUGUCCGAAUACGUGAAGGCCGUCUACGGAGAGGACAAGUGGGAUGACAUCCGCCGGCAGACGGGCAUAUCGUCGCCCUCGUUCAGCGUUCACGAUGACUACGACGAGAACCUGCUCAACGUGCUGGCGACGAAAGCGCAAGAGAUCCUUGGCGUGUCGGAGCGCGACUUCAUGGACCAGAUGGGGGUGUACUUUGUCAACUUUGUCAGCCAGUACGGGUACGACCGGGUGCUGUCGGUGUUGGGCCGCCACAUGCGCGAUUUCCUGAAUGGGUUGGAUAAUUUGCACGAAUACCUGAAGUUCUCGUACCCGUUGAUGCGUGCGCCAAGCUUCAUCUGUGAGAACGAAACGCGCCACGGGCUGACGCUGCAUUAUCGCACCAAACGCAAGGGUUUCGUGUACUACACAAUGGGUCAAAUCAGAGAGGUGGCGCGACAUUUCUACCAUAAGGAGAUGCAAAUUGAGCUGGUCAAGUCGGACCUGCUGGGCGAAACGAACCACUACACGUUUCAGCUGACGUUCGACAACAGGGCAUUUUCGCUGGCUACGCUGGCGAUGACGCGUGAGGAGAAGCACCUGCCCAUCAGCGCGUCGGUGCUGUUCGAGAUAUUCCCAUUCUGCAUCGUGUUCGGCUCGGAUAUGGUCGUCCGUAGCAUAGGCAACUCGUUGAUGGUAAUUCUGCCGGAUUUACUGUCGAAGAAAAUCACGGAUUGGUUCGAGCUGAGACGACCCCUGAUAGCUUUUAAAUUUCAAACGAUACUCAACCGCACAAAUAACAUCUUCGAGUUGGUAACGGUGCAAGCGGUGAAAAAGCGCCCGGAAAACCAGCGAAAAACUGAACUCCAGCUUUCCGAAGAAGAACAAGAAGAAGAGGUGGAGAAACGCUUGCGGCUAAAGGGCCAGAUGAUCUACAUGGAGAACUGGUACAUGAUCAUGUUUCUGGGUACGCCCGUGAUGCCCAAGCUAACGUCACUCAUCAGCACCGGUCUGUACAUUAACGAUCUGUCGAUGCAUGACUUCAGUCGUGAUCUGAUGCUCGCCGGUACGCAGCAAUCGGUCGAGUUGAAGCUGGCCCUAGACCAGGAACAACAAAAGUCAAAAAAGCUGGAAGAAUCGAUGCGAAAACUGGACGACGAAAUGCGCCGCACAGAUGAGCUGCUGUACCAAAUGAUACCGAAGCAGGUCGCGGAUCGGCUGCGUCGUGGCGAGAACCCGAUCGACACCUGCGAGAUGUUCAACAGCGUCUCGAUCCUGUUCUCGGACGUGGUCACCUUCACCGAGAUCUGCUCACGCAUCACGCCCAUGGAGGUAGUGUCCAUGUUGAACGCGAUGUACUCCAUCUUCGACACGCUUACUGAGCGGAAUAACGUGUACAAGGUCGAAACGAUCGGGGACGCGUACAUGGUCGUGUCGGGAGCACCCGCCAAGGAGCAGAACCACGCCGAAAAAGUCUGUGAUAUGGCCUUGGAUAUGAUCGAGGCAAUAACGGAUUUGAAGGAUCCUUCGACGGGAACUCAUCUUCGUAUACGCGUCGGUGUGCAUUCUGGCGCGGUGGUGGCCGGAAUCGUCGGUUUGAAGAUGCCCCGGUACUGUCUGUUUGGUGACUCGGUCAACACUGCCUCGCGCAUGGAGUCAACCAGCCAGGCGAUGCGAAUACACAUAUCCGAGUCCACCAAGAACCUGCUGUCCGGGAACUACCGCGUCAGCGAGCGCGGUGAGAUCGACGUCAAGGGCAAAGGUUCGAUGAAGACGUACUGGUUGGAUUAUCGCGAGAACCGACCACCACUGCAGCUGCUCGAGGAGGACGUCAAGAGUCCGUCGAUCGAGUACAUCGAGGCGAGCAAAGAUCGCCGGGUGAGCAUUCCUUCUUACAGCUUCGCUCAACCGCACAAGCAGUCUAGCGGUGGUUUAAGCUCAGCCGGAUUGGAAGAUCGCCGUGUUUACUCCCCGGUGACGUUUGAGGACGUAGCUAGACGUAGCAUAGCCAACUCACCCGUGAAACUGCACGCGUUUGGACCUCGCGGACGAGAGAACCGUUCCAACUCGACCGGGCAUGCGUUCAUGCAUAGCGUCUCGGACGUGUUCGGAUCGCUCGUCAACGAUACGGAAGAGUUUCUAGAGGAUCUGCAACACCGAAGUUCGCUCAGUAACACACUCUACUCGGCGUCAACUCCAUCACCCUGUCCAUUCAGCCCACCGCCACAGUUCCGCACCAAGUCCAAAUCGUGCUACCAGGCGCAGUUCAUGGAGAAGGACCACGACCUGCUUUCCGGGGCUAGUAACGCGCUACUACAAGACGUUCCCAAGAAACCCAAAAGCAUCCUAGCGAAGACGCAACCCGGGGACCACACAACGCCGCUCUACGAGCAAAAGGCGAAAGCACGCAAAGCGAAGCUGGACGCGGUCAAACACCAGCAAACGAAGGCACUCGAGAAGCUAGACCAGAUGGUGCAGGAGAUCUACGAUGCCGACCUGCCGGGCAUGUGUUUCGUCAACCCGCCAGCGUCACGCUCGGACGGCAACAUCUGCCAAUCGAACAGUUGCACCCUCGCUAGCAGUAGGUCCGUAGUGGACGAAAGCACCACCGACACCGUCUCAGCCUGCCACGCACUCUAUACCCUCAAUCUUUACUUUCCCGUUUCAUGUACGUCCGUGUGCUCGUGCGCGCCCGUCUCCAACUCCACCGACACCAGCCGGUCCCAGGCGGGUCCGUCGCACGGUCCUGGCGUGGUUCCGGGUCCGUCCACAAGCACCGUCGGUCCGGUUGGUCCUGCCGUUUGCGAACAGCACUCCCAUCGGCCGCCGCGGCACUGUCACGGCUGUGAACCGGCUCCGGGACCCGCGGGACCUAGUGGGAAAGUACCGCAAAGCAUGAGCUUCUCGCACCCGAAAGAGCACAAGUGCUGCCCGGCGGCAGCCUACGCUACGCACCCCCAGAACGGCCGUCACAAAGUGCACUCGAACGCCUGUCACAUCCUGUAGAUGUCCCUCUUCGCCGUUGUGCAGCGUGUCCUUUGCGUAGUUCUGCACAAAAUGCGCCACCUGUACCAUAGUAGAGCUCCCAGCCGCACUCGACGAAAAGCUUUAA
Messenger RNA from Anopheles nili, 3112 nucleotides. It is a transcript of the gene Gyc88E, whose product is annotated as soluble guanylate cyclase 88E. The record is from RefSeq and is a predicted model, not a curated record. Gene Ontology annotation, molecular function: guanylate cyclase activity; oxygen sensor activity; heme binding. The transcript has 9 exons. Gene Ontology annotation, biological process: cGMP biosynthetic process; response to oxygen levels; nitric oxide-cGMP-mediated signaling. Bases 1 to 3006 code for a protein of 1001 amino acids. Gene Ontology annotation, cellular component: guanylate cyclase complex, soluble. NCBI's taxonomy places the organism in Eukaryota, Metazoa, Arthropoda, Insecta, Diptera, Culicidae.